This is a messenger RNA of Cyclopterus lumpus (lumpfish), 3005 nucleotides long. Its product is annotated as interleukin-2 receptor subunit beta-like. The transcript is spliced from 7 exons. Gene Ontology annotation, molecular function: cytokine receptor activity; protein binding. The record is from RefSeq and is a predicted model, not a curated record. Gene Ontology annotation, biological process: cytokine-mediated signaling pathway; immunoglobulin mediated immune response. The coding region runs from base 614 to 2137 and encodes 507 amino acids. Gene Ontology annotation, cellular component: external side of plasma membrane. NCBI's taxonomy places the organism in Eukaryota, Metazoa, Chordata, Actinopteri, Perciformes, Cyclopteridae.
GGAGGAGAGGAGGAGGAGAUGAGAGGGGGUGGAGACGGGAGACGACUCCACCCCCAUCAAGGAGUGCUCCAUGACCUUCAGCAAGGAGGGCCAGGUGAGGAGGAGGAGGAGGAGGAGAGGAGGAGAGGAGGAGGAGGAGGAGAGGAGGGGGAGAGGAGAGGGGGUGGAGCCGGGAGACGCCUCCACCCCCAUCAAGGAGUGCUCCAUGACCUUCAGCAAGGAGGGCCAGGUGAGGAGGAGGAGGAGGAGGAGGAGGAGGAGAGGAGGAGGAGGAGGAGGAGAGGAGGAGAGGAGAGGGGGUGGAGCCGGGAGACGACUCCACCCCCAUCAAGGAGUGCUCCAUGACCUUCAGCAAGGAGGGCCAGGUGAGGAGGAGGAGGAGGAGGAGGAGGAGGAGAGGAGGAGGAGGAGGAGGAGAGGAGGAGAGGAGAGGGGGUGGAGCCGGGAGACGACUCCACCCCCAUCAAGGAGUGCUCCAUGACCUUCAGCAAGGAGGGCCAGGUGAGGAGGAGGAGGAGGAGGAGGAGGAGGAGAGGAGGAGGAGGAGGAGGAGAGGAGGAGAGGAGAGGGGGUGGAGCCGGGAGACGACUCCACCCCCAUCAAGGAGUGCUCCAUGACCUUCAGCAAGGAGGGCCAGUUUCAGAGCUUCCAUGUUCUCUCCAUCGAUCUGAGCUGUAACCCUGGGGGGCUCACUUUGAGCACGUCGUACAAGCCAGCAUGUCACAUAAAGCUGGACCCUCCGCCUCCACCAAAGGUCAACUCCUCCACCGUGUCCUGGGUCCCCCGCGCCGCCGCUCAUGGCCGUCUGUCCUCUUACAGCUCACAGCUGCAGUGGAAACAGGAGGCCCAGUCGUGGACGGACGCCUCGGUGCGGAAGAACGACUUCUCCGCAGAUCAUGAAUCGAUCUUCCCCGCGGAGCGGCAGCUGGACCUGGAUCAGCUGACGCGAGGCCAGCAGUACGAGGCCCGCACCCGAGCGAAGACCACCGAUAGAGACCUCAAGUCCAGCUGGAGCGACUGGAGCCCCGUUGCAUCGUGGGUAUCGAGCGUCGGGAGGACAAGACAACGGGCGCCAGAUCUCAAUGUAGCCGUCCUGGUCAUGGUCGCCACGGCAGCGGCGUUCGCCGUGUUUCUGGUGGGCGUCGGCUUCAAGACCAACAAAAGCAGCUGGGUUUACAUGGUGAAGAGCAUCACAGGGACGCCUGUCCCCAACCCGGCCAAGUCCUUCCUGCAGGACGUCGACUUCCAGAGCUGGUUGAGCCCUCACUUCACCGGCGAGUCCUUUCACUCCCUCCUCAAACCCGUGGAAAUGGUCUCCGUGGAGGUCAGCUCCGCCGUGGACGGCGUGGCGCGGCGCCACCCGGAGGCGGUGCUGCUGGAGAAGAUGAGGAGCGAAAGCAGCCACGAGUCGACCGGCUCCAACUUCUCCAACCCCAGUUACUCCGAGCUGUGUCCUCCUCCCGUCUCCUCGCUCACCGCGGGGAACCUGGCGCCCUGCGUCGCCGACACACCCUACGGGCCCGUUGGCGGUCAAGAGGAAACGGUGGAACAGGAAGUCAGAGGGGAAGAAGAAGAAUCGGAGGUCCGACUGCUGCUCUCCAAAGGCGGCGACUCCAUGCCGGUGGUGUCGGACUACGAGAGGGCCGAGAAGGUCCAGGUGGAGCGCGUCCGGCUCCAGAGUCUGGAUUCGGGCGUGUGCAGCGGCGAGGAGGUCAGCCAAGACAGCCUGGAGGCGGAUAGCAUGAAUGCAAUGCAGGGCGAGGAGGAGAGCGAGGAAGGGGACGGGCCAGAAGUCGAUGUUCAGAAGUUGCUGGGAGGUGUUUUGGGCAACGGGUCCAUCCGGGUUUGCUCCGGUUACGAGCGAGUCCAAACGCCGCCAGGCGGCCCCGAGCUCCGGAACACGGAUUCAGGCCUCAGCGGCGUUGGCGAGGAGGAGGCCGUGGAUGAAUCCUCCUCCUCCACCUGCCUCCUGCGUCCUCCUCCUUGCAGCUCCUCCCCAUGCUUCCUGCCCCUGUUCGCGGCGCCGCCGUCCAACUGCAGCGGGUCAGGGUUGAGUCCAGCUCAGGGACCUCUGCCCAGUCUUUUAUUGGAGUCCACGAGCAGGUCGGUGGAGCCCUCUGGUGACGGAUACAUGUAAGAGCGGCUUUACUUAACUCUCAAAGACCGGCUGCUUUCAAAGAAUGCUUUGGGUUUUAUUCUGAAUAUUAUCUCUCUAUUCAUAAUCUCAUUUUACUGCAGCUUCUUUGAGCAUAAAGAAAAAAACAUAAAAAAAUACGAGAAUAUUAUUAAAACAGAAACAAAAAGAGAAAAGAAAUAAGCUUCAUCCUCCCAAUUAUGCUCUGGUUGUUUUUAUAUACUGUAUAUAUAUAUAUAUAUAUAUAUAUAUAUAUAUAUACGAGGGACAUUGUAGGUAAAGUAAACCAAUUACUGAGCUGAGCAGGUGGGGGUGAUAUUCAGUAAAGUGGGAAAAUUAUGAGAAUAAACUGACAAAAUCUUAAAUCUAAAUUAGUUUAGUUUUAGGAGCCUCAUAGCUUCACUUUGCAAGUUUUGCUCCAGCGUUAAAAACUUGAGCUGCCGCGUGAGAAAUAGAUGAAAAUAUCUGAAUCUUAUGAGUUAUAUGACUUUUAUUCAUGACAUGUGCAGGAAACAUGACAGAAACCGUGGACGUGCGUCUUUCAGAUCAAAGUAGAAAUUAAAUUGAUGACUUAUUAAUCUCAGAGAGCAUUUUGUACGACUUUAUGCUCGUAAAUUCUUUGAUACGUUUGCAUUUUUUGGCUCUAACAGGUUUUUUGUGCCGAGCAUCUUUGUCUUCAUAGUGAAGAAUCGUGGGUUCAUGUUCAUGUUGAAUGCUUCCACACUCGUGAACUCUUUAACCAGAACAUUGCUCUCUAGCGCCCCUGGUGGUCGAAACCUCAGAGCCAUAACUUUAAUGGCAUAUAUUUAAAAAAAUAAAGAAUAUAUUUAUAUACUCAUUAUGGCAGCUAUAAUAAAAUAAUUUAAAAGUU